CGAACAUAAGCAUACAGAAACAUGCCCCCUGUGAGGUUCGGUCCCGGGCAGAUCCUCGAAUACAAUGAGCGAUACGGGGUGCUCAUCUGCCACGAGUGCCAGUACGCCAUCCAGAAGAGCGCCCUGCAGAGCCACCUGCUGCGACACAAGAUCUAUCGCGCCGAUAGACAACAGCUGCUGUCGUUCAUCUCAGAACUGAAUAUUCUGGAACCGGAUCAUGUUGUUCUCCCAUCGCCGGAGUCACAGCCUAUUGAUGGCCUCCCUGUCAUGUCGGGCUAUCGCUGUACGGCGGCCGGCUGUGCCAACCUUUGUGCGAGUAUAAAGCGCAUGAAAGGGCAUUGGAGAGAAAGUCAUGGAAUUAUCGAUACCUCGCUAGCUCGGCCGGCAAAAUUGCAGACUUUCUUUCGCGGCACGAAGAUUUCGUAUUUCGAGGUUACUCCUGUUGAUGCAGAAUACGAUGGGAGUGACAAUGACGACGACAAUGACAAUGACGCUGAUAUGGAAGACAUUGGUCAUGUCGAACCAUCACCAGUGCUCUCUCCAACACGUCUGGACUUGGAAACUUUGUCCUACUUUCAUCAUUUCACGUCCACGACAAACCUCACACUACCUAGCCGUCAAAGCACGCUCUCUGCAAACAAAUACUGGCAACGAGUUGUUUCCGAGGCACUCUCCCGACAAUAUUUAAUGUACGGGCUACUGGCGCUAUCUGCCUGCCACCUGGCUGCAUUUCCGGACAAUCGAAAAGAUGAACAACGUCAUCGCACGCGAGCAUCCGAGUUCUCGUCGGAAUUCCGCACUGGCAGGGAAGAGACCACAGCCGACGUCAAAGAGAUCGUCACACAUAUCGAAUGUCUACUACGCUGUGCACACUGGGCUUUGGCAGAAUCACCUUCCGACCAGCGCAUCAUGCCAGAGUCAGGCGUCCCCGAUCAGCUACAGAGCAUCAUGACAACCAUCCAAGCCUCCGUCACAGCCUCACAAGAUCUCCCAGAAGAAACACCCGCAUAUUCCCUUCGACUCUUAUCCUGGAACCCUUCCGAUCCAGGUGGCCUUUCCCCAGGAAACAACAUACCCGCUGAAAUAUGUGACCGUCUCCGCGCGCUCCCCUCUCACAUGGCCGACACAUUCGGCAGACCCGAGAACCCGCAGGACGUGUUAUGCCUUCUAUCAGCCGUGGCAUCGCUAGUAGAAUGCUGCGAUAUGAGCUUUUCAUCCGACCAGCCGGGAUCAGCGUGGUGGGGGAUGGCGACAUGGGUCAACAGACUGCCGGCCCGGUUUACCGAUUUAGUUGCCAAUCACGACCCGGCGGUCUUGGUGGUUGUUGCGCAUUGGGCAGCCUUGCUGGUGAAUCGGGCUGAGAAUUGUGGCUGUUGGUGUGUUAGGGGGUUGGCGAUGACGACGCUGCUUCGUAUUGCUGAGAGGCUUCCUGCUGAUGACGGGGGGGUGCAGCGGCUUAUUGCGCUUACUGUUGCGAGAUAGCCUUUCUACAUUAAUAUCUAGAUUAUAAACAAUUAUAAACAAUGAUUCUCCCAUUUAUUUAAUAAGUACAAUCGGCAAACUGCAUCGCCCCUGACUGAUAUAUCACACGAGUAAGCAUGUAUACUCCGGUCCUUCAGUACACCAUCAC
Molecule: messenger RNA, 1630 nt
Organism: Aspergillus versicolor CBS 583.65
Lineage: Eukaryota; Fungi; Ascomycota; Eurotiomycetes; Eurotiales; Aspergillaceae
Exons: 1
Coding region: 22-1482 (486 amino acids)
Biological process (GO): regulation of transcription by RNA polymerase II
Molecular function (GO): DNA-binding transcription factor activity, RNA polymerase II-specific
Source: RefSeq, a predicted model, not a curated record